AUGCGCUCCCUCAAACGCAACUCCCACCGUCUCCGGGCGAUACGCCCACCAACCUCCCUCCCAGCUCCUCCCAGAAUCUUUUCCGCACCAAUAUCAACCCACCCCUCGGCCUCCAACGACGUGACAAGCAUCACACCCAUCAAGUCCCUCCUCAUCGCCAACCGCGGCGAAAUCGCCCUCCGCAUCGCCCGCACCGCCUCUUCCAUGGGCAUCCGCACCACAACCCUCUACACCGACAUCGACGCCUCCUCCCAGCACGCCAAGUGCACUCCCAACUCCCUUGCCUUGGGGCCAAACACAAAGGGCUACCUCAACGGGCCGCAGAUUAUCGAAUUGGCCAAGAAGCACGGCAUCGAGGCUCUUCACCCUGGUUACGGCUUCCUAAGUGAGAACCCCACUUUUGCCCAGGCGUGUGAGGAUGCGGGGAUAGUGUUUGUUGGGCCGCCGCCAAAGGCCAUGUUGGAUAUGGGUGAUAAGGCGAGGAGUAAGAUCAUCAUGAAUGCAGCUGGUGUGCCUUGUGUUCCGGGGUAUCAUGGGCCGGAACAGAGCGUAGAGGAGCUGAGGGGACACGCGAGGGAGAUUGGGUACCCGGUGCUGUUGAAGAGUGUCAAGGGUGGUGGUGGAAAGGGCAUGAGAAUUGUCCUCAAGGAUGAGGAGUUUGAGGCGCAGAUUGCCAGUGCUAGGCAGGAGGCGAGGGCGAGUUUUGGCGACGGUGGGGAGGUGAUGCUUGUGGAGAAGUAUGUCGUGAGGCCGAGGCAUGUGGAGGUGCAGGUGUUUGCGGAUAGGUAUGGGAACUGCGUGGCGCUGGGCGAGAGAGAUUGCAGUGUGCAGAGGAGACAUCAGAAGAUUUUGGAGGAGAGCCCGGCGCCGGUGUUGGAUGAUGCGACGAGGCAUGAUUUGUGGGAUAAGGCGAGGAAGGCGGCGUUGGCGGUGGACUAUGUUGGGGCGGGAACGGUUGAGUUUAUUCUCGACAAAGAUACUGGGAAGUUUUAUUUCAUGGAGAUGAACACGAGGUUGCAGGUCGAGCACCCUGUCAGUGAGAUGGUCACCGGCACAGAUCUCGUCGAGUGGCAGUUCCGGGUUGCUGCUGGCGAGAGACUCCCCUUGACCCAGGACGAGAUCGAGGCGCGGAUCCAUGAGCGUGGUGCGGCUAUCGAGGCCCGUAUCUACGCCGAGAACCCCGACAAGGGCUUCUUCCCCGACUCCGGCAAGCUGGUUCACCUGAUUACGCCCAAGGUCAGCGAGGAUAUCAGAAUCGAUGCUGGUUUCGUCGAGGGUGACACCGUUUCCGAGGCAUACGACGGUAUGAUUGCCAAGCUGAUUGUCCGCGGCCGCGAUCGAGAGACUGCCAUCCGCAAGCUCGAGCUUGCUUUGCAGGAAUACGAAGUCGUCGGUCUGAGCACAAACAUUGAGUUUCUCAAGCGUCUCUGCCGAAGCCAGGCAUUUGUGGAAGGUGACGUCGAGACAGGCUUCAUCGAGAAGUGGAAAGACGAACUCUUUGAGCGGAAACACGUCUCAGACGAGGUCUUCGCCCAGACCGCUCUCGGCCUGUUUACCUCCCAAACCAAAAAGACAACAUCAGGACCUCACGGUGAGACCCUUGGGUUCGGCGAAGCUGCCACUCAAGGGUCGAGGAAAUUCGCCUUCCAGGUCAAGCGAGACGACGCAGCUGCCGAAACCUCAGAUGAGGCUCCUGAAGUUGUCCAAGUGGAAGUUACCCAGCGGGGCCACUCCCUUUACAACGUUUCUGUUUCCAGAAGCACAGACGCCUCAACCGCUUCGCCAGUUGUCUACGAGAAUAUCAUCUCCGAACCCGGGUCGGCGGUGGCUGCUUCGCACAAGUCACAACUGACAACCUUCUUCCCUCGGGCUCGUGUCGAAACAACACUUGUUCAGGACCCCGGCGCCCCGGAGAAGUUGGCCGUCUUCCAGCUCGGUGAAAAGACGGAGCUUACUCUUGUGCAGCCGGGAUGGUUUGAGAAGGCGCUUGGUCUGAAGGAGGCUGCCGCGAGCGUGGUGGCACCUAUGCCUUGCAAGAUUUUGAGGAACGAGGUCUCGGAAGGACAAGAGGUUGAGAAGGGUGCUCCGUUGGUUGUCAUCGAGUCCAUGAAGAUGGAGACUGUUAUUCGAUCACCACAGAAGGGCACAGUCAAGAAGCUGGCGCAUAAGGAAGGCGAUAUCUGCAAGGCCGGUACAGUACUUGUGCUCUUUGAAGAUCCAGAUGCCACACCGGCUGCUGGCUCAGAAUAA
This is a messenger RNA of Podospora anserina S mat+, 2250 nucleotides long. RefSeq lists its product as uncharacterized. Gene Ontology annotation, molecular function: ATP binding; methylcrotonoyl-CoA carboxylase activity; metal ion binding. NCBI's taxonomy places the organism in Eukaryota, Fungi, Ascomycota, Sordariomycetes, Sordariales, Podosporaceae. The record is from RefSeq and is a predicted model, not a curated record. The transcript is spliced from 3 exons. The coding region runs from base 1 to 2250 and encodes 749 amino acids. Gene Ontology annotation, cellular component: mitochondrion.